Molecule: messenger RNA, 626 nt
Organism: Cylicostephanus goldi
Lineage: Eukaryota; Metazoa; Nematoda; Chromadorea; Rhabditida; Strongylidae
Source: the annotation of a GenBank genome assembly
AUGCGCUUUUUUCAGGCUAUCGUCUCCAGUGCGCCAUCCCGACAAAAACGAGCCUUUGACUCAUUCGCUGGCAGUUUCUCUGGGUUGGAUAAACGAGCGUUUGAUGCACUGGCCGGAUCGGGAUUCGAUGGGUUCAACAAGAGAGCAUUUGAUUCUUUUGCUGGACAAGGAUUCGGAGGCUUCGAUAAACGUGCAUUCGAUUCAUUGAGCGGCUCUGGCUUGACUCCAUUCAACAAAAGAGCUUUUGACGCGCUCUCCGGCAGUGGUUUCGGCGGUUUUGACAAAAGGAGUAAGCUAGUCUUGGCCGGACCCGAUGUUCUAUACAAGCUGCCUCGCGUAAGUAAUUUCACUUCAUUUUUUUCACUUUACUUUUCUCCUGCUUCAUUUCAACAAGCCUGCUUCCCUAUACUACCAAAGUGCAUACUUGAGCGGCUAAAGCAGAAAGCCGGAUUAGAUUGGGUGAAAAAGAUAAUUAAGAAAGCUAUAGUGGCGCUUUCGGAAAUCAGUCUAAUUUCGCAACUAAAGAAGAGAUUACAUUGUGAUGUCGCAGAACUCCAGAUCUCAGAUUCUAUAGCUAGGUUAGUCUCCGAGUUUCUUCUUCAUUCCGAUGGUGGGAUAGGAUGAAA